Messenger RNA from Doryrhamphus excisus (bluestripe pipefish), 1473 nucleotides. It is a transcript of the gene tslig2, whose product is annotated as linkage group 12 C2orf49 homolog. Lineage: Eukaryota; Metazoa; Chordata; Actinopteri; Syngnathiformes; Syngnathidae. The record is from RefSeq and is a predicted model, not a curated record. Gene Ontology annotation, cellular component: tRNA-splicing ligase complex. Gene Ontology annotation, biological process: embryonic morphogenesis.
GACAAAGAAGAAGAGAAGACGAAGAUGUUGUGGAGUAGCAAACAUGGCGUCCUCCGGUGAGUUAGCCAACAAAGCUACUUCUGCCUCAGAAGUGGAUGUGUUAUUGCACCCUGAGCUGCUAUCUCAUGAUUUUCUCCAGCUCAUUUUAAGUGAGAAAAGGGUCAACAUCAGAGAUUGCGGGGGUCGGGACCAACUCGUAGACCUUUACAUACGACAUGUUAUCCCCCGGCCCCAGCGGACGUUACCGAACAAUCGCUGGGGAAAGAGGAUGGCGAAAGCCCGAGGAAAAUCGACGGCAUCUAACGUGAGGGCAGAAAGGGACCACCUUAAUUCCUCUGGAUUACUAAAACCGAAGAAAAUGGAGACCACCACAAUGUCAUCAGGAGUCACCGAUCGACUAAAACCUCCUCCGGCUGUAAACUUGUCCAACCCUAUUCGCAGACUUUCUGGUAGUUCAUCAUCAUCAACAUCAUCAGCUUCCUCUUACAGCAAAACCUCUUCACAAAGCAUUGACACAACAAGCCUCAAACGGGAGGCAAACAGCUCGGGUGUUCUAAAGUCUCCAGAGGUGAAGAAAAAGAUCCAGCAUGUGACUUGGCCGUGACAUCUGACCCCUACUCAUUAACAAGUAUAGAAUUUGAUUUUAUAAAAUUCCAGGUCUGGAAAAGUAUGGCAAAUGGAAAAACGUUCAUGUUUCCAAGACUGUUACCACUGUUGUAUUUUCAAAAAGAUAAAAUUAUGAAUAACUUCACAAGAAAAAGAAAUUGAUUGAUUUGUUCUUGUAAGGUUAGGUUAACUGGUGACUGUAAAUUGCCCAUAGGUGUGAAUGUGAGUGUGUUGCUCUCUAUAUGUGCCCUGCGAUUGGCUGACAACCAGUCCAGGUUGUCUCUCAACCCCCACAACACUAAGUGAGGACAAGCAACAGAAAAAGUUUUUCUAAGGCGCAGGCUAGAACUGCUAAGAUGUUUGUGUCAGAGCACACAGUGGGCGACGCAUCCCGGAAAACAUCUAGAAAGUGUAUGGAAUUUUGAAAUGUCAAAUCUGUAGGGACCCUGCAGAGUGCAUCAGUCCUUUCAAAUCAACACUAAAUGUUAUUGUGCUUCCAUUACAGUAUUUUUUGCCUUCCCUCUAUGACAUAAAAUAAAGUCUAACAAGUGUUUAGUAGUUGUUAAUGUAGCUGUUUACGAUAAUACAAACUUUACUUUUAGGUGUGGAUCAUCUUGUCUAGAAUGAAAACAUGUUUAUUUGAUUCAUUCUUUCUACUUCAACCUCAGUGAGGUUAAUUGUUUUAAAUGGGUUUUUUGUGCUAUAUAGUACAUAUAAUAUUGAAAAGCAAUGUACAUCACACUGAUAACGAUGGAUAUGAAAUAGUUAAAAAAAACAUGAACUUUAAAUGUUGGUCCCUGUUUUCAGUUUUGAUGGACUUUAGAUUUAAGAUCUUUUCAAAAUCAGAAAUGGCAACAUUAUAUUUGU